Molecule: messenger RNA, 3541 nt
Organism: Pocillopora verrucosa
Lineage: Eukaryota; Metazoa; Cnidaria; Anthozoa; Scleractinia; Pocilloporidae
Product: exosome RNA helicase MTR4
Biological process (GO): RNA catabolic process; maturation of 5.8S rRNA
Cellular component (GO): nucleus
Molecular function (GO): ATP binding; RNA binding; RNA helicase activity
Source: RefSeq, a predicted model, not a curated record
ACAUGGCGGACGCUUUUGGUGAAGACGAUAUCUUCGCUGUUUUCGAAGAUGAUUCAGGCAAAAAAUCAGAUAAAAACAAUAAGAAAGGGAAGAAGGAAGCUACUGAUUUAUCGACGUCCACAGGAGCGUCAAGUAUCGGAGAGAAAAGAGAAUUUACACCGGGCGCUAUCGACCUCGAUGAUGCUGGAGCUAAGAAAGCGAGAGUUGACGACAUGGAGAGUCUCCUGGAGACAAUUCCCAGAGUUAAUGUCAGAAAUGUUGAAACUAUUGAAGCCUGCACUCACGAGGUGGCAGUUCCAGAAGGAUGUGAUUAUGUUCCAUUAGAGAAAAAGGCAACAAAACCAGCCAAGGAGUAUCCUUUCAUCCUGGAUCCCUUUCAAAAAGAGUCUGUGAAAUGUUUGGAAAACAAUCAGUCAGUCUUGGUGUCUGCUCAUACAUCAGCUGGAAAAACAGUUGUGGCUGAGUAUGCUAUUGCUAUGUCUCUAAAAAACAAGCAGAGAGUCAUUUACACUACACCUAUCAAGGCUCUCAGUAACCAAAAAUACCGUGAGUUGUAUGAGGAGUUCCAGGAUGUUGGUCUGAUGACAGGAGAUGUCACAAUAAAUCCCAGUGCAAGUGCUUUGGUCAUGACCACAGAGAUUUUGAGAAAUAUGCUGUACAGGGGCUCUGAGGUCAUGAGGGAAGUAGCCUGGGUUGUCUUUGAUGAAAUUCACUAUAUGCGAGAUAAAGAAAGAGGUGUAGUUUGGGAGGAAACCAUCAUUCUUCUUCCAGACAAUGUACAUUAUGUGUUUCUCUCUGCUACAAUUCCAAAUGCCAGGCAGUUUGCAGAAUGGAUUGCGCACCUCCACAAACAGCCAUGUCAUGUGGUGUAUACAGACUUCAGGCCUACGCCUCUUCAACAUUAUAUUUACCCAGCUGGUGGAGAUGGUCUUUUCCUUGUUGAGGAUGAAAAGGGAGAGUUUCGUGAGGAGAAUUUUCAAAAGGCCAUGGCUGUUAUAAGAGAAGGAGGAACUGACCCAGGGAACCUGAGAGGAAGGAAAGGGGGGACUAAAGGUCCUUCAAAUUGUUUCAAAAUUGUCAAAAUGAUCAUGGAGAGGAAUUUCCAGCCUGUGAUCAUCUUCAGCUUUAGCAAGAAAGAAUGUGAAGCAUAUGCUUUGCAGAUGUCUAAGCUGGACUUUAAUUCAGGUCAAGAGAAGAAGUUGGUAGAAGAAGUGUUUAAUAAUGCUAUUGACUGUUUAUCAGAUGAGGACAAAACUCUUCCUCAGGUGGAACAUGUUCUUCCCUUGCUGAAGCGUGGUAUUGGCAUUCAUCACUCUGGACUUCUUCCAAUUUUAAAGGAGACCAUUGAAAUUCUCUUCUCAGAAGGUUUAAUCAAAGCUCUUUUUGCCACUGAAACAUUUGCUCUUGGUCUUAACAUGCCUGCAAGAACAGUUGUGUUUACAAAUGCCAGAAAGUUUGAUGGGAAAGACUUCAGAUUUAUAACAUCAGGAGAGUACAUUCAAAUGAGUGGCAGAGCUGGAAGACGUGGCAUUGAUGACAGAGGGAUAGUCAUUUUGAUAGUGGAUGAGAAAAUGGGACCUGAUGUUGGAAAAGCAGUGUUAAAGGGCCAAGCAGAUCCACUGAACAGUGCUUUUCAUCUCACUUACAACAUGGUGUUGAACCUGCUGCGUGUGGAAGAAGUGAAUCCUGAGAUUAUGCUGGAGAAAUCAUUUUAUCAGUUUCAGAAUUAUGCCUCUGUUCCUGGCUUGAUUGAAAAGCUCAAAGAUCUUGAAACCCAGAAGGAAUCUUUGGAAAUCCAAAAUGAAGAAUCCAUUAUGUCAUACUACAAAAUGAGACAACAGAUAAAUAGACUUGGGGAUGAGAUGCUGGGUUAUGUUCAUCAACCUAAGUAUUGCCUUCCUUUUAUGCAACCUGGACGGUUAGUUGAGGUGAAGAAUAAUGACAUUUACUUUGGAUGGGGUGCGGUUCUCAAUUUCCAGAAGAAGGCCAAUCAAAAGAGUGGUCCAACACAUGGGGAGACUUUGUAUGUGUUAGAGGUGUUACUUAAUUGUUCCAGUCAGCCGUUGAAGUCAGCAGAUGGUGAGACACCUCAGCCAUGCGGGCCUGAUGAAAAAGGAGAAAUGCAGGUUGUGCCCAUUUUGUUACAAUUGGUGAAAGCAAUAAGCAGUGUCAGGUUGUACAUUCCUAAGGAUUUGAGGUCACUGGACAGUAGACAGAGUGUCGGAAAAUCAGUCAAGGAGGUACAACGUCGAUUUCCAGAUGGCCUACCAAUGCUGGAUCCUAUAGAAGACAUGGGAAUCAAAGAUGAGGGAUUAAAGUCUGUUAUAAGGAAAAUAGAGAGUUUAGAGCAUAGAAUGUACACUCAUCCAAUGCAUAAAGAUCCUGAUCUGAAAUCCCUGUACAAUUUAUGUGAGAAGAAAGCUCAGAUUAUCAGUGAGAUUAAAACAGUCAAGAAGGAAUUGAGGAGAACAAAGACAGUUCUGCAAAUGGAUGAACUCAAGAGUAGGAAACGAGUUUUGCGAAGGUUGGGAUAUGCCACAGCAUCUGAUGUAAUUGAGCUUAAGGGAAGAGUCGCUUGUGAACUAAGCAGUGGGGAUGAACUGCUACUGACAGAGAUGAUCUUUAAUGGAGUUUUCAAUGAACUGACAGUUCAACAGUGCGUGGCUUUACUCAGCUGUUUUGUGUUUGAAGAGAAGAGUGACGAGAUUCCCAAACUGAAAGAAGAACUAGCAGGUCCCUUGAGACAAAUGCAGGAAUCUGCACGCCGUAUUGGAAAGGUUUCAGAAGAAGCUAAACUUGAAAUAGAUGUGGAGACAUAUGUGGAAUCCUUUAAACCUCAUAUUAUGGACGUAGUGUUUGCCUGGGCAAAUGGAGCCUCAUUCUCUCAGAUUUGUAAAAUGACUGAUGCGUUUGAAGGCAGUGUUAUUCGUUGUAUGCGACGCUUGGAAGAACUCUUGAGACAAAUGUGUCAAGCAUCCAAAGCCAUAGGAAACACAGAGUUGGAAAACAAGUUUGCAGAGGGAAUAAUCAAAAUCAAGCGGGAUAUCGUUUUUGCUGCCAGUUUGUACCUCUGAGAUGUGAAGAGAGAGUAUUUACCUAUUUUUCUUUGGAUCUGUGCGUGGUUCAGCGUCACUUAUGUAUGAUAGACAGAGAAAUCCUAAAAUAAUUAUCUGCCGGAAGGUCAACACGUAUAGACUAGAAUUCACAGGGACUACCUUUCCCUCCUUGUACUCUUCAACAUCGCCAACCUUGUCUACAAAGGUUAUUUUUUGAUGGACAUUGUAGUAAUGUGAAAAGGACACUUCCAAGAAGCAAGGAGAAAGAAUAUCGAAUUAAUGUUAGUAUCUGAGAAACUGCUCACCUACCCCUCCCCUAACCCAACAACAGUCAACUGAUAACAAGUUAGAGUUAAUCUUGGGUGAAGGGAGGGGUGGGUGUGCGGCAUCUCAGUUACUGACUUUGAUCCAGAAUAUCUAGCUUGGAUUCGCCAUUCUUUCCGCGAUAAAUUUUGUAAAUACUUUAUUGUAGAGUUGUGAUUAAA